Paramecium tetraurelia is the source of this 738-nucleotide messenger RNA. RefSeq lists its product as uncharacterized. Lineage: Eukaryota; Ciliophora; Oligohymenophorea; Peniculida; Parameciidae. The record is from RefSeq and is a predicted model, not a curated record. The transcript has a single exon.
AUGUAAAAUCAAAUUACAUAUGGCUAAAUUCUAUCACACUAAAUUUAAACAUAAGGAAACAAAAAUGUAUCAGAAAAUGGUCAGGUACAAUAAGAUAUCAAGAAUAAACCUCUUAAUCAAAGUACUACAAGCAAUAAUAAAAAUAUUAAAAUCAUUUCAGAAACUGAACUAAAUGAUAAAAGUCAUUAUAAUUAAACAAGUUAACAAUAAAAUAACACUCAAUAAUCUUUAUAAUAAUAAAUAAUCAUAAAAUAAGACUCUUUUUAGAAAAACUCUACAGAUUAAAAUAAAUUCGAGUUGGAAUCAAGGAUCAUCAUCUCCAGUUAAUUCUUCUAAGAUGAUUUAACUGAAAAUAUCGCUUUUACUUAAGUUUUAUCUUGUUCCUAUUGUUUAGGGUCACUUGCAUCUGUUAAUAUUUCUCUGCCUUGUUUUCAUUUAUAUCAUCAAGAGUGCUUUAAUGAGAUAAUUAAUAAUUUUUUGAGUCGCGGAUACAGUAUGGUUUUUCAGUGUAAAUGCAAUAUAAGCAUUCCUUAUAAGACUUUGAUAAGAUUGGCAUAGAAGGACAGCAAGUUAGUUGAGGAAUUGUUAAUUUAAUAGUAGGCAUGGAUUAUAUCUUCUGCUCCUGUAACAAUACAAAAUUAAAUUUCUGGGUAUAAGAAAAGCAUCAACAACAUCAAGACAUUUAUUAAGGAACAAAUAAACCAUUAUUAAGCUGGAUUAAUUAAAAUUGAUUUAUGA